UAGAAAAAGGAAGAAGUAAAGGUUAUGUUCUUUCUUGGAGAGGGAACGAAGAAGGCGCGUAUGGUUAAAAACAGUUCGGACGAAACAAAAGGCGGAGCAUAGAGAGAAACGUCUGAGCAUCGCUCGUAUUAUGUUUUACGUUGGAACGGGUUUUAAAUAAAAGAGUAAUGUGUUUGUCCGUUUUGCCUCCUCCAGUACGAUAGAAAAUACACACGUCUGAUACGUGCGUUUGUAUACGCAUAGUUUAUUGAGGGUGAGUAGGUAGGUGGGUACGUGGUUAGGUAUGUCCCCCUUACACCCCUAGCCAGAUACUCUUAACAUCUUGGUGGAACAGCAUGUUCGGCCAAUCAGAUAGGUGCGCGGGCGUGGCCGUGCCUAAGCGCGGCUUUGCGUUUGGCCGAAGCCCCGGGGUGGAACACUGUGGCACAGUGUUUUAUUUCGCGCAACUGUGGAGGGGCUGUUAGUUUCUGCCCUAUCCCUCCCCAAUAAAUUCCUUCUCGCUUUCCAUUCUCAUUCCUUCUUUCUUCUUUUGCCACGUUGUCUCACUCUGACAUGUUCCACUUCGCGCAGUAUCGGUCUCUUUCGUGCACAUUCGUUUCUUUUCGGUAUCAGUGUUCCCUCUCGGUAUCCCACUCCCCGUUCACUUUUCCACCUUCUUCCACAUUUUUCCUCCACACUUUCAGUUUCUAUCUCUAUCUAUCUUUCCCUCUUUCUCUCGUUCUCUUCUUUUCUAUGCCCUCGCUUCCUGGUCUCCUUGCGACAUUCUGAACCCCCCCUUCAGAUUUCUAUCUUCCCCUCCUCCGCGCCUAUGUGCCCCCACCUCCUUAUUCGUCCGCCUUCGGCUCCCUCUUUACUGCCGACACCACUAUCGUCGUCGCUUCUCUGUCUCUCCACGCUACCUGAAUCGACUCUCCCGGGAUGCUGCAAUUGUUGACAAUGCCGGAGAGUGAGAGAGAGUGCUGUGAGAGGAGUCGGGGCGAUUCCGCAUUUCGUACCCCGACACCCGUACGAGCGGUGGUGCCGCCGCUCUUCUCUGCCGGUGAACUUUUCGGAAGUGUGGGCGCGUGCGCAUGUCUACCAGUCGAGCUUUCUCUCUUCACCGUACUCGUCAUCACUUCUCUCCGUCUUUCUUCUUUCUUUUCCUCAUAUCUAUCUCUCUCUGUUGUUCUCUCGUUCGUUCACUGUAUGGUGCCGGUUUGAAGGUUUCUACCGAACAGCGUUAAAUGUGAUUUCUUCGGUUGAAGUAAGAAGAGCCUGUGUGACUACAUUCUACCGUUAAACUCUGUAGCUUUCCUUUAUCAAUUAAUAAUUCAAUGUGAUCCAGUUAGAAAUUUGAGAUAUUUAUACGACAGUGUAUGUAACUUGGAAACAUCAGAACUUAUUGAUAUAAACAUUAUAACGUAAUUGUGAAUUAAAUAUUACGGUUAUGAAAAGUACUCGGUAGUGAACAAUUUUAUCGCAACGGUGUUAAAAUGAGAUCGAUACGUGUUAGUGUAUACUGGGCUUUAUGCUCAGCCAAAAAUGACUAUUUUCUGUGAUCGAGUAUUUUUUACUGUGAGUUUGGUAACAAUGCCCACAGAUCCGUGACAUUGUUGAUUUUAUCAAUCGUACAUAAAGUGAUCGGUUCUUUUUUUAUAUCUUUUAUAUCUUUUAUUCAAGACGUUGAUUCAAUUAUUAUUACUUAUCUAUCGAAACAAUGUCGUUGCCGCGGGGUGUCGGUCUUGGUGUCGACGUGGGUCAAUUAAUGCAACAUCAGCAACAACAGCAGCAACAUCACGUGCUACCAGCCGCGUUUUUUCUUCGUGCUAGUGCUGAAAGAUAUCAAAGGACACCGAAGUGUGCAAGAUGCCGUAAUCACGGUGUUGUUUCCGCGUUAAAAGGUCACAAACGAUACUGUCGUUGGCGGGAUUGCGUAUGUGCGAAAUGUACACUAAUUGCGGAGAGACAACGGGUCAUGGCUGCUCAGGUCGCGUUAAGAAGGCAACAAGCCCAGGAGGAAAGCGAAGCUCGCGAAUUGGGCCUGCAACUGCAAUAUAAUGCUGGCAGCUGCACUACUGCUCCCGUGUUGCCUGGCGCAGCGAGUGCUACUACGCCAGCUGGCAGUCCGCCCCCGCACCCGGCCCAUGUAGCAAGUCCGGCCGGUUUAGCAAUUCCAGCGGCUGCAGCAGCCGCGGCCGCGGCUGCCGCCGCGCACAUUCAAACGCAACUUCAGCAUCAGCAACCUGAUUGCAGUCUUUUGCAGCGGAAAAGACUUCCUCAGGAUGAAUAUCGGCAGCCCAAGAUCGAGAAACAGGAAUCAAUCGUCGGUGGAAUUGCCGGCACAAAGAGGUCGAGAAUCUCUGAGAGCACUACGGGAACAAUGCUUUCCACGAGCGACACCGGUAACGAAGACGACCGUGACUCCGACUCUGGUGGAGAACUUCUUACUGACCGUUCAUUGGCAAUUCCAACGUCAAUUGGAAUAACGGAGAACGAUACAACGCGGAAACGGUCGAACAGCCUGAACGAUUCUGAGGAUGGAAGUCCGGAACCAGGCUCCCAAAGCCCGACGCAUACACCUCCAUUAACGCCAGCAUUGACACCGCAAAGAGAGGAUACACCAGCGCCAGAAAAUCUAAGCCUUCGCAAAAGCGGAAGUCCUCAGCAAACGCAACAGACGCUUCAACCGGUGGAUUUGGUGCAGCCUAGACCUAGCCCUCCACUACCUUCGUUGGCGGCCGCAGCGACCGCGGUACACUUUCCACCUUAUGCUCCCCUAUACGGUCCAGCAGCGAGUUCUCUUUAUUGUUCUCCAGCGUUAUACCAGCAUCAACAUCAUCAUCACAUGCCAGAGCCCCGUGAGAUUCAAAUGCAGAUGCAGAUGCAGAAUAUUCAGCAGACUUGCGGCCUUCAGUUGCAGCAGCAACAACAGCAACAGCAGCAGCAGCAACAACAACAGCAACAACGAUCGCCUGUCGACGUUUUGUUGCGAGUGUUCCCGGGAAGGCGUCGCGCGGACGUCGAGGCUCUGUUGCACCGGUGCAAAGGCGACGUGGUGUCAGCUAUGGAGGUGCUGGUCUGCGAGGACAGUCUCCAGCCGAAAUCAGCUUUCUCGCCUUUGGCAGGCGCAUUGGCGUCGGCUGCGGCCGCGUCCGCCUCGGUCUCGGCCGCGUACGCGAGCAGAGCCGCGUACUGCACCACUCCCAUCCCUUCGACCAGGCACAGGUUCCUGGCCGCUCCUUACGCAGGAACCGGCUACCUGCCCACAGUGAUCAAGCCGCCCAAUCAGAGUCUUCACGCGAAUGGUACGAGCGACGCCUAUCAGGAGACCAGUCCCGACGACGCCAGCGACAAGACGAGCUACUCCGAGUGACCGGACGACGCGCAGGCCACCACCUGGUCUUACCUGCAAUAGCCUAGGGACGACGGGGGGAGGGACUUCGGCCGUGGAAAUGGCUGCCUGGAUCACGGGGAGGACGGAAUCUGAAAAUCAUAAUCAAAUGCGAGUCGUGAGGAUUUUCACGAAUUUCUUUCUGAUUGGGUGAAAGUCAUCGAGAUGGGAACAAUUUAGAAAUUUUGUAGAGGAUUGGUAGAGCGAGAGAUUAGGAAUGAAUAAUUUUGAAAAGGGAGAAAUAAACAGAUAUGGAACAAAUUUUUGAAAAAUUUCUAAAGAAAUUUAAAACUUCUCAGUAAAUGGGAAUAGAAAGAUGAAAAAUUGUUUGAUUUAAAUAAAUGAUCAAUUUGUGAAAAAUUGGAAUUGUGAAAGCGUUUGCAUAUAUAUUUGUUAAAGAUUCGAUCAUCAUUUUGUGGAGUUAAGAAGCAAAAAACGGCAUGAUAAAUAUCUGACAAAAAAGAAAUUGAUAAUGUGAAAAGAACUGAAGAAUUUCAUUAUAAAAAUAAUAGAAGAACUGUUAAGUGAUAUUAAAACAGAAAAGAAACCGACCUUUAAUAGAGAGUUGAUGAUUUUUAUCCAGAAAAGAUGUUUUAUUUACUUACAAAUGUAUCCAAACCGAACGAAGGUCCAAAGAAGAAACCAGUCAUUAGCAGCUUUCAAAUACGUAUCUCUCUGAGGAAGUAUUCUACAUUUUCUAAAAAUAUUAUAGACGUAUCGUAUAGUGCAUUAUUCAAGAAGAGAUAAAAAGAAGUUGAAAGUUAAAGAAAAAGACGAAAUCAAAUAUAUAUAUGAUAUAAAAGAAGAAGACGAUUUUUGUGAAAGAAUUCCCUUAGAUUCUUUCCGCCAUUAUAAACGUUGUUAGAGAAUUUCCAAUCCGUGAACGGAAAUAAACUUUUGUCAAAUGUCUCCUUCGAAGAAUUUACAAAACAGUGUGGCCAGUAAUCCACCUACAUACAUACAAUACGUACAAUUCGUACUGAUCCAUUUUCUUUGACAUGUAACGUUCUGUGAACGUACAAAGAAAAAUAUAUAGAUAGGUAACGACGAAGAAAUAAAAAGCGAGCCGCACGUUGGCCUCAUUGUAAUAAUAUAUCUUUAUACAUACAUGUGUAGAUAAAGCGACUAAAUGAAGUAUGCGUGUAGUUAAUAUUCAUGAGAGAAGAAUGAGUGAGAGACAGAGAGAAUGAGAAAUAUAAAAGAAGAAAAUUGUAUCGUCGCGAUAAAAGUAAAAAUAAAAAAGGGAAAAAAAAAAAGAAUAAAUCACGAAAGAAAUUUGUAAAUACGCGUGAAUUGCUUUAGCCUGAUCAUCCAUUGCAGUUAAUCUGAGAUAUUGUCACGGAGUAUGUUUAGCAAAGUUACAUGAUAUAAAAAUAAUGGAAAAGAAUAAACAGAAAAAUAAAAAAAAAAAAAAAGUAAAAAAAAAAUGUCGAGGAAAAAAAUAAAACGGAAAAUAAAUUAUGUGUUUCUGAUGAUCGAUGCAGAAACAUAUAAGUACAUAUAACAAUGAUCGAUUAUACAUAAGUGUUUGCCUGUAAGUAUCACGGCUCUAAGAUGUUAGAUUUGCCGGCGACCGGAAACGUCGUUCUUUGUAGUUACCAUAUGUUAUUCGAACAAAUGUAUAGACGGUUUAUGAGAAUAAUAAAUAAGAUAUUGAUACUCCA
Molecule: messenger RNA, 5034 nt
Organism: Apis mellifera (honey bee)
Lineage: Eukaryota; Metazoa; Arthropoda; Insecta; Hymenoptera; Apidae
Gene: dmrt99B
Product: doublesex- and mab-3-related transcription factor A2
Exons: 6
Coding region: 1697-3352 (551 amino acids)
Biological process (GO): regulation of transcription by RNA polymerase II; sex differentiation
Cellular component (GO): nucleus
Molecular function (GO): protein binding; DNA-binding transcription factor activity, RNA polymerase II-specific; RNA polymerase II cis-regulatory region sequence-specific DNA binding
Source: RefSeq, a predicted model, not a curated record